This is a messenger RNA of Morchella importuna, 1650 nucleotides long. RefSeq lists its product as uncharacterized. Gene Ontology annotation, biological process: positive regulation of transcription by RNA polymerase II. Gene Ontology annotation, cellular component: nucleus. The record is from RefSeq and is a predicted model, not a curated record. The transcript is spliced from 3 exons. NCBI's taxonomy places the organism in Eukaryota, Fungi, Ascomycota, Pezizomycetes, Pezizales, Morchellaceae. Bases 1 to 1650 code for a protein of 549 amino acids.
AUGGAACCAAUUGUCAAUGCAAAUAGUGCAGUCAAUGUUGCACAGCAGUUCAACCCUAGGCUUUACGGAUAUGAGGGAGCCCUCUCCUCAGCGGUUGGUGAAAAUGCGGAAACCUCGGCAUACGACGAAAGAUUCGCCCAAGCCGGUGAGUCUUUGAGUGCAACAAGUGCAACUACCUCUACAAGCCUUCAGCAAUAUAAUCCACUCUUCGAAUCUAGAGAGUCUCUCUCUUGGAAUCAAUCUCUAGAGACCCCGCUCACAGCACGUCCUCGAGGUUCCGCACCUAUGGAACCACCUAUAUGUCCUGAACUACUUGGGUCAACAUCUAAGACUCAUGCGGACGAUUUCAUAUCUGCCGACUUUCUCAACGCUCUCGUGAGAGCCAACGCCGGGAUGGAUUCACGCGAAGAGGCCACCAUUCCACAGACCCCCGUCUCUCCUCCUCAUCAGAACACCUUUAUUGUUCGGUCAGAAAUGCAUAACGAUCACCUCUGUACCACCGCUCCGCCUACCCGACAGAUCGAAGUCGGGCCUCUACCUGGCGUUCGAUCUACUCUUCGAAAUCGACAAUCUAUCCCUGAGUGCUCUACCUACGUCUGCAAGUGGGCUGACUGUAAUCAAUCCUUUGGCGAUGUCAUGCUUUUACGUUUCCAUGUAACAGAAACGCAUGUGAGGCGGGGUUCAUUAGUUACUCUUAAAUGCGCCUGGAAUUACUGCGGAAAGGUGUACAAAAAACGUGAUAAUAUCACUUCUCACCUGCAUACACAUAUACCCUAUUUCGAGCAUGAUUGCGACUACUGUGGUCGCAAAUGGCAGCGCCGUCAUGAUUUGACGAAACACAUUAAGCAAUCGCAUGCACCCGUUGUGUUGGGCAGUCAUAGAUAUUGGCCUGUUAAGCGUUUCGUAGGAUUAUACAGUGACAGAUCGAUUGCCGUGACGGAGAUGGGCUCUUUCCAGCAACCGGCUCCUCUAGAUGUCUUGCCCGAAGGAAAGCUGCAUUACAUCAAGAUCGAGGAGGAGCCCUUACCUAGGAACCUAGGUCCAUUCAUAGCAUCCAACCUUUCCAACCAAAUUUGUUCUGCUCCUCAGAACGUAACAAACCAACCGGCAGAGCAAGGAAGACCGGCGUUCGCCGCCGCCUUUCGUUACUCACAAGUGACACAAAAUCAAAAUGCAAGUGAAGUUACAGCGGACAAAGGUUUAGCUACCUUUGAGCCUAACUCUAAUCCCGCUAAUACCGAUCCUUCGGUCUAUUCUUUGGGCGCUGAGAGUCAGAAUAUUGCUGAACAAUCUCAAAUCUCUUCACUCAAUCGUCCUGUCGAGAAUCAACCUAGCGUGAUGAAAUCUUCAUCUUCCUCCAAGAACUCAGCACACUUCACUGGUCCAACACACGUGCCGAGGAGGAGCAAAAGAAAGACUCCACCCCACGACACCGAUCCGACUCCUAAGCGGCAUCAAUCCGGAGUGCUAUCAUUCCCGACACAGCGCAGAGACAGGCCCAUCGACAAGUCGCUCAUGCCCCUGGCACCUUUGCCUCUCUUAGCUGCUCCCCCUUUUAAGCAUGUCGCUCAUUUGGAACCUCUAGGAGGACAGACCACCCCUCAAACUGCUGCUGGCGCGAACCCGGAGUCGGGGUAUAAGGUUUUUUAG